AAAUCACAUGUGGUCUGAUUAUUUUCCCUGUGUCUGUUCAGGUCAAGGAGCGUGUUUGCAUCUUUGGUACCACAUGUGUGGCGCGGGCAUGGGGGUGCUGAACGUUUACCAGCAGAGUGAGGAAGGGAAGCGAGCUCUGAUUUUCUCUCAGACGGGAGACCAGGGCCGGCUGUGGAGGCUCGCUCAGGCUUCACUUCUGCCCCGGGUUCAGCCUUACAGGAUAGUGGUGGUGGGUGUAAAGGCUGGCCCUACACAGGAGGGAGACAUGGCUUUUGAUGAUGUCAUGCUGACAGACACUCAGUGUCCUACUCAUGGACGUUGUGACUUUGAGAUCAACAUGUGCAGCUGGACCAACCUGGGAGGAAAAGUCGACCAGGGGGACUGGCUCCGCGGCAGUGGAGCCUCCCCAAACCCCAACACCGGACCCAGUGUUGAUCACACCACAAACUCUACUAACGGUCAUUAUCUGUACGUGGACAGCUCAGUGGGCGAGUGGGGAGACAUGUCCUUUGUGGUUAGUGAUGUGUUCCCUCCGUCCACCAGAGGUCACUGUCUGUCAUUCUGGUAUCACAUGUAUGGCAACCAUGUUGGGACUCUAAGAGUUUACAUAAAUGACAGAAACACACACACUGGUGGUAAUGAAGAAGGAACUCUGGUGUGGAUAGAGGCAGGAAACAAAGGAGACAAGUGGAACGAGGCCAGAGUGUCUAUUAAACAUACAGAAGCAUUUUGGUUUGUGUUUGUGUACCAGAGGGGGAUGACUACAGGGGGGGAUGUUGCUCUUGAUGACAUCAUCAUACUCUCCAGCGGUUGCUACACAGACCCCAUUGGCCCUACUGAUCAUAAUAAUGACAUGUCCGUGGGUCUGGCAGUGGGUCUCACUCUGCUGGCUGGAGUCAUCAUCACCAUCCUCCUCUUCAUGCUGAACAGAAAGUGGAGAACAAUGAACGAGCCGUCACUUAUGGACAACAACUCAACUGACCAAAACUCUGCUUUGGACGUUUUUGAAAGCAAAACAGAUGUCACACAACAUGAAUCUGACUUCUCCUUCUUCAACAAAAUGUACGAUCCUUCCACGAAUGUGCCUGACACCGCUACGACCUCAUCUAAUGCCUAGUCCAGAUUAAUAUCUACAAUCAGUCACAUAAACCACAUGUGUUAUCAGUGCUGGUGUUCCCUCAAACAAAGAUGUGUAAUGGCGGGAUCAGUGGCUUUUUCUUUCAAUAACGACAACUGGAAAUGUAUUAUAUUAACAUGCGUUAUUUAUUGCCUGAAAAUCCUUCCAUGCAGAGAAACAGAACUGCCUAGCUGAGAAUAAGUGACGCUUGUACUUUGAAAAUUAAAACUGUGUAUAAAUGAAACUAAGAUUCGGUCUUAGCUUAUCUCUUGCUGUUUGUUGUGGAACCAGCAGAAUCAACUCUCCUGUUGAACUGGUUUUUGGUAAUGGAUGAGGUGUGAACAAUGCUGAGUAAAGUGUUUCUGUCUAAAUCUUACAGUGUCAAAGUGAAAGUCAACUACAUUGAAAAAGACAGAAAUAAUAACUGUGUUUUCUCAUAGUUUAUGAAAAAUUUUGUUUGUUCAUGAAGUAUAUAUGUGAGACUUAAAAAGAUAAAACAUCACUUUUUUUUUUAAAUGGCAACAAAUAUAAACUGUAAAUGAUCAACAGUGGCUUUAUGUGCCAGGUAAGCACAGAAAAACAAACGUGUAAAAGUGUGCAAAUAAAUUCAAUCUCUAUCUUGUGA
This is a messenger RNA of Labrus mixtus (cuckoo wrasse), 1742 nucleotides long. RefSeq names its product MAM and LDL-receptor class A domain-containing protein 1-like. Gene Ontology annotation, cellular component: membrane. The record is from RefSeq and is a predicted model, not a curated record. Bases 8 to 1117 code for a protein of 369 amino acids. NCBI's taxonomy places the organism in Eukaryota, Metazoa, Chordata, Actinopteri, Labriformes, Labridae. The transcript has 8 exons.